Messenger RNA from Caenorhabditis elegans, 2267 nucleotides. It is a transcript of the gene vps-52, whose product is annotated as Vacuolar protein sorting-associated protein 52 homolog. Lineage: Eukaryota; Metazoa; Nematoda; Chromadorea; Rhabditida; Rhabditidae. The transcript is spliced from 11 exons. Gene Ontology annotation, cellular component: cytosol; perinuclear region of cytoplasm; Golgi apparatus. Bases 9 to 2117 code for a protein of 702 amino acids. The record is from RefSeq and is marked reviewed.
CACAAAUAAUGCCUCGAACACGUGUCAACUUGCAAAAAUCCGAGGCAAAUGACCGUAGUUUCACAAUAUCGUCGCUAGAAUUUUGUUUAUCGCAAUUGCGAAAAGCAGAUCCGAAUUUGGUGAAAAAAGCAAUUGCUUCUGGUGACGGACUAACCGAGUCGAAAAACGACGUCAGCACGCGGCUAUCGGAGGCACAUCGUUAUUCUGUUCAACAGUGUCUUGAUAACUCUGAGCAGUUGGCUCAACUCCAUAAUCAACUUGUGCAUUGUGAUAAUGUUUUUGAACGCUUGCAAGCAACAUUGUACAGUUUUCAAGACAAUCUAGGAUCAAUUGGGCAGGAUAUGAAAAAUUUGCAGCUACAGUCGCAUCAUAUUCAUCAAGAACUGGAAAACCGGCAAAAAGUUAGAGUCGAGCUGAGCCAAUUUGUAGACGAUAUUGCUGUUUCUCAAACGAUGAUGAAAACUAUCAACGACACUGAUGCAAAUGACAGGGGUUUUUUGGAAGCGCUCCACGAGUUACACCACAAAAUAACCUUAAUUUUGCAAAGGGGAAAUGGAGAUGCGGUAGCGGUAAACGACACUAUGCCGAUUUUGGAAGGACUAAAGCUUAAGGCGGUUGUAAAAGUGAGGGAAUGGUUGCUUCAGAAAAUGUUCCAAUUCCGUAAACCUCUGUCCAACUACCAAGUUUUUCAACACCAGCUUCUCAAAUGCCGAUUUUUCUACGAAUUCCUGUUGCACCAUGACUUGAUCUCUGCCAAGGAACUUCAAGACGAGUACAUUGACACCAUCAGCAAGAUGUUCUUCACGUAUUUCAAAGCAUACGCCACACGCCUGUUCAAACUUGCGAUGAAAGACGUGGCCACCAAAGAAGACGCUUUGGGAAGUAUUGAUUUUGCAAAACCCGCUGGAUUAGGCGCAAUUUUCUCGUCGAAACAACACGUUGUUCGGAAUAAGGCAACCGUUUUUUCGAUUGGGCAACGACAUCAAAUUCUCUCUGACGACUUUUUAGGAGCCUUGAUUGUUCCCCACGCAGCUACGCAGAACCAUCAAUCGUAUCAAUUUGAAGCACUAUUUCGUUCUAUUCAACUGGCAUUUGUCGAUCACUACAGCCAUGAGUACCUCUUUAUUACCGACUUUUUCCUUGUCAGCAAUGAUGAAGCCAUUGAACUGCAUAACAAGGCUAUGGCUCGAGCAAUGUCAGUUGUGCUCAAAAGCUGCGAGGAGCAAAUCGCCCUUAGUUGGGACGCCAUCAGUCUUCAUCUGUGCAUUUGUCUAUGUGACAAGUUUACCGAAGUGCUCGCCGAGAGAGAGGUACCAGAAGUUAGCGAUUAUUGGAAUACUGUCACAAGCUUCCUUUGGACCCGCCUCAAUUUGGUCAUGUCUCAACACUACGAAAGUGUCAAAUCUGUUGAUUUGAAGAAGUUGAUGCAUAGCGGUUCACUUGAUGCAAGACCGCAUUUCAUAGUCCGACGGUACGCCGAACUGACAAGUGCACAUUUGAUGAUAGCAAAAGCAAGUGGAAAGGAAAUGGGUGCAAAGAUGGAAGCUGUCUUGGAGAACAGUGAAGACUCUAUUGAACAACUAUUGACUCGAAUGUCAGCUAUGCAGCAAACUCAGAAAAAUAAGCACGUCUUUCUGAUUAACAAUUACGAUCUUAUUCUUUCGAUUAUCGAUAACGAGGAAAGCAAGCAUACAAAGAUUUAUGCAAUUGUCCAUGAGCUUGAACAAAAAAGUAUUGAUGAUUUUGUUGAAGAGAUGCUAGAGCCACAUAUUGGGUACAUGAUUAAAUUUGUCAACGAGUGUGAAUCUCUGAUUGUUCAAGGUCAUACACAACUCUUAGUUCGAUAUAAUGACAAAGUUGGAACGGUGGUAGCAAACUUCAAUGCAAAGUGGAGACCUGCAGUGGACAGUAUUAAUUCAGAAUGCAUACAACUUUUCACUAACUUCAGCCUGGGAACCACCAUUUUACAGACAAUCUUCACAAAGUACGUUCAGUAUAUCAAUAGAUUCACAAAGAUUCUGUCCCAUGACGUAUUUGCUAAAAAUCCCGUGUGUUCCCAGUUAGUCAACGUUCAUCAAGUGAUGCUCGAAAUCAAACGGUUCAAACCAGCAUAUUAAGAAAAAUAUUGCCAAUGUUAUUUUAUUUUCCCGUGUAGACUUUGUAAAUUAAAUAAUUUAUUGAUUCCCACUUACUUGAGUAUUUUUUUAUAUAUAUUUUUACCCACUGGCAGCUUUAUGCAUGCAAAAAAUGUUGAAUAAAAUGUUUAU